Molecule: messenger RNA, 429 nt
Organism: Cordyceps militaris CM01
Lineage: Eukaryota; Fungi; Ascomycota; Sordariomycetes; Hypocreales; Cordycipitaceae
Exons: 2
Coding region: 1-429 (142 amino acids)
Source: RefSeq, a predicted model, not a curated record
AUGGGCUGGACCCCCUUGCAAGAAUAUCAGAUCUCUCGGCCUUCGGUACAUGCAGUUGUCCGAACACCAACAGCCCCUGUCAAGAUGCACUUGGUGGCUUUCUGUGAUCAAUACCCGUCUAGUGUUUUGGUUUUUGUCGGUCAAAAUCUGAAAAGCAAAACAUCAAUUUCGGCCCUUGCCCAACGGUCCGGGGUACGGUACAUCACUCUUUCUCAGCAACUGCUGGGAUCUAAUGUCGUGGCCGGUUGUGCCCGCCAAUCAAUUCCCGACAGGUCAUGGUUCCAACAUAAUUGUCAUGUUGGUUACUAUUCUGACGUGUCUCUUCUCUUGGUUCAAUCCUAUACAAUCUGGAUCCAUCCUUUUAAGCCAAGGCAGCGGACAAGGCUUGAGGCCAAUUUAUUCAAUUCAAAGUUGGGGGCCAUGUUCUAA